Molecule: messenger RNA, 566 nt
Organism: Lagopus leucura (white-tailed ptarmigan)
Lineage: Eukaryota; Metazoa; Chordata; Aves; Galliformes; Phasianidae
Product: DNA (cytosine-5)-methyltransferase 1-like
Exons: 5
Source: RefSeq, a predicted model, not a curated record
AUCUGAGAUAAAGGAUGAAAUUACUCAGGUUAAAACCUCAACGCCCGCCAAAAGCUGCCCCAGAGCAGAACCGGACCCAAAGACGCCUCGGAAAUCGGAAUCCCUCCGCGGUUGGACGUUGGGGGAGGGAGGAGCUCACGGCGCGCCGCGUGUCUUACAGACCACCCCUCCCAAAUGCGUCGACUGCCGGCAGUACCUCGACGACCCCGACCUCAAAUUCUUCCAAGGGGACCCCGACGACGCGCUGGAGGAGCCCGAAAUGCUGACGGAUGAGCGGCUGUCCAUCUUCGACGCCAACGAGGACGGCUUUGAGAGCUACGAGGAUCUGCCGCAGCACAAAGUCACCUCCUUCAGCGUCUACGACAAACGCGGCCAUCUGUGCCCCUUCGACACCGGGCUGAUCGAGCGGAACAUCGAGCUCUAUUUCAGCGGCGCCGUGAAGCCCAUCUACGAUGACAACCCGUGUUUGGACGGUGGGGUGAGGGCCAAAAAGUUGGGGCCCAUCAACGCCUGGUGGAUCACGGGCUUCGACGGAGGGGAGAAGGCGCUCAUUGGCUUCACCACAG